Hymenoscyphus albidus is the source of this 1080-nucleotide messenger RNA. The record is from the annotation of a GenBank genome assembly. NCBI's taxonomy places the organism in Eukaryota, Fungi, Ascomycota, Leotiomycetes, Helotiales, Helotiaceae.
AUGGCGCGCAGCAAGGACAGGAAAACACCAACGAUAAAUAGUCCUUACUGUAUCGCCAUCCUGGUGCUCACUACAGAGAGUGACUCUCUCAAACUAGUACACUAUCACCUUUCGACCACCCGCCCUUCAUUCGAUUUAAAGAGUCAACAAUAUUCCUGUGUAAAAGUACCGGAUAUUCUUACGGUUACGGCUCAGCAAGCUUUCACCUUCCACAAAAUAUUGGCGUCUCGAGAUACACGCUCUCAGAUCAAUUCAACCCCGAGACUGAGCAUUCUUAUUCCCCUCACCAUGGUUUUCUUUAUGCUUCUUCUCCUUCUUGGCUCCGCUGCUUGUGUAAGUGCACAAUUUUUUGAGACAAGAUGUGGCCCAAGGUAUCCGGGAGAUACCGAAUGCGGAAAAGUGAACAUUGUCCUAUUGUACGUAUUUACUCAAGUCUAUCGUACGAGUCUCUGAAAACUGAUCUGUGAUCUAGAGGGUUGCCCCCUUCUCACAAGCUAGCGGAAGGUAUUCCCGGUCUCGAUGCCUCAGCUAUAGACAAAGGUCUCAGAGACGAUGCCGCCGCUAUCAUGAAUGCUGGAUACAAUCUCCGAGGUAACUUUACCCCCGGUCUUCUGUACCAAGCUUAGAGCUAUCAACUAAUUCAUGUUUUUUCCUGUACAGUUAUUCUCAUAUCACCAGCGGAUAGCCGGUCCGAUUUUCAAGCUGCGUUCAGAGAUGGCACUUUCUAUCAGGGAAUAAUUAUUAGAUAUGAACUAAGACAAGGAAGGGACAGCUGGAUCUCCGAUAACUUGGGUGAUAUGAUUGACUUCGCUCGUGUAACUGCACCUGUUGCUCCAAUCAUGUGGGAUAACGGGCCUGGAACUGCUCUUCGCACUCUCCGAAGAUCGAUUUUUGUUGAUGAAUGCCCGGAUCAGCCAGGCAAGGAUCUUGUAAGUGCAUUUCCAAGCUGCAUCACACCUUACUAAGCUGACUGGUAUGAAUUAGGGAUACAUCGAAAUUUGUACAUUUGGUUGCAAUCUCCCUCCAGAACCCCCUCCACAAUCAACGAGCUCUCUCCCUCCACAAGUAACGAGCUCUUAG